Cydia amplana is the source of this 1212-nucleotide messenger RNA. Its product is annotated as zinc finger protein 674-like. Gene Ontology annotation, molecular function: zinc ion binding; RNA polymerase II cis-regulatory region sequence-specific DNA binding; DNA-binding transcription repressor activity, RNA polymerase II-specific. The coding region runs from base 77 to 1183 and encodes 368 amino acids. NCBI's taxonomy places the organism in Eukaryota, Metazoa, Arthropoda, Insecta, Lepidoptera, Tortricidae. The transcript has a single exon. Gene Ontology annotation, cellular component: nucleoplasm; nucleus. Gene Ontology annotation, biological process: regulation of transcription by RNA polymerase II. The record is from RefSeq and is a predicted model, not a curated record.
UGUAAUUUUUUAUUAUUUUUCCAUGAACUAGUUACAAAUGCAAUGACUAUUACACGUACCUUGUAAAUUUUUGGCCAUGGUGUCGACUUACUACUUGGUGAAACUCUUCCAAAAAGCCACUUACGAAAGAUUAAAGCGCAACCUUGAUGGUGUCGGAGAGAGCUCAACUUCGGGUACUUCUACCACUAAUAAUUCAGCAGGACACUCAAGGAAUAUCAUCGCCACUAAAACUUGCCGUGUGUGCUUGAAAGAAGUAGGUACUCGACCUAUUUUCGGCGACGAAUCUCAUUCGGACAUAUCUGUAGCUAUCCGUGUUUUUGGUGACAUCGAUGUUCAAGAAGAGGACGAUUAUCCGAAAUAUUUAUGCGACGCAUGCCACACUUUAUUGGAAGCCGCUAUCUUAUUUAGAAAAUCAGCAAAGCAGUCCCAUCAAAUACUAAGAAAACGGCAUGUCAAACAAGAAAUUCAUCAUGAUACGCAAGAUGGGGACCCUCAGGAAACCGAAGAACAGAAACCUAGACAUAUCCGGCCUUCAAUACUUACAAAUUUCUUCUCUCCUAUAGAUAGUUCUGAUAAUUCAAACGAUCCUAGUAAACGGAAAAAAACUAAAGUGCAAUGCCGAAUAUGCAGUAAAAUAAUAACAAAGGCUUACUAUAAGGAACAUUUUGCGCUCCACGACGCUACUAUAGUCAAAUACAUGUGCGAUGUCUGCGGUAAAUCGUUUCGUCAGCGCUGUGCAUACAAGAAUCACUAUUUCACUCAUAGCACAGACUUCCCAUACAAAUGUACAAUGUGUCCAUAUAGAGGACGGAAUUCAGGCUUAUUAAACACACACAUGCGUACACAUACCGGAGAUUACAGAUACAUGUGUUCAGAAUGCCCCGCUAGAUUUCUGACAAAAAGCAACCUGAAUAAGCAUAUGUUCAGACAUAAAGAGCCGAUGUUCAAAUGUGACACAUGUCAUCGAGCUUUCCAUUCUAAACUCAUCCUUGAAAGGCAUUUUGAGGCUGAACACCUAGGAAUAAAGAAUCACAUAUGUAAUUUGUGCGGGAAGGCGUUUGGUUAUCGGAAAGCAAUGAUGCGGCAUCAACUGGACGUGCAUAAAAGGGAGAAAAAGGUUAAUGGGAGGACUCCGUCAUAUUUGGAAGCAGAGUUUAAGAAGCAGCAAGAUGAAGUCAUGUAAAUUUAUAAUUGGUUCCAACAAUAGCUGGA